Messenger RNA from Arvicola amphibius (Eurasian water vole), 2444 nucleotides. RefSeq names its product zinc finger protein 227-like. Lineage: Eukaryota; Metazoa; Chordata; Mammalia; Rodentia; Cricetidae. Gene Ontology annotation, cellular component: nucleus. Gene Ontology annotation, molecular function: DNA-binding transcription factor activity, RNA polymerase II-specific; RNA polymerase II transcription regulatory region sequence-specific DNA binding. Gene Ontology annotation, biological process: regulation of transcription by RNA polymerase II. The record is from RefSeq and is a predicted model, not a curated record.
GAAGGCUCUUAUGUAACCUAGGUGGUCUCAAACUCACUGUGCAGCCAAAGACGACCUCUUACUUGUCAUCUUUCUGUUUCCACCUCCCCAGUGCUGGGAUUACAGUUAUGCCUUCUCAGGACAGUGACCUUCCUCCAAAGGAACAAGAGAAAAUGGCUGAAUUUCAGGAGGCGGUGACAUUCAAGGAUUUGGCAUUGGUGUUUACUACAGAAGAAGUGGGGCUGCUGAGCCUCACACAGAGGAAGCUGUACAAAGACGUGAUGCUGGAGAACUUCAAGAACCUGGUUGCUGUGGGGCAUUUUCCCCCCAAAGCACAUGUGGUGCCUCUACUGGAAGCAGAAGAAAAGCUUUGGCUGAAGGAAACGGAAGCCCAGAGGAGUAGAUAUCCUGGCAGCAGGAGUGAACAUGAGUCGGUGACUGCUGGUCGACGUGCACUAACACACCUUGCCCAGGAAGAGCUGUCUUGCUGGCGCAUCUGGAAACAGGUUGCGUGGGAAUCGACCAGGUGUUUUCAGAGGAGGCGUUCUCAACCACUGAAAGACGAUUCCAUUCUGGUUUCUGACAACAAUGGCAAUACAGGGAAUCACGAAGGAGAUAGCUCCAGCUGCCUUGAGCAUGAAGACUUUUCAGUCUCAAGAACUCAUAAUUAUUGCCAAAAUAGGUGUCUGCAUAAUUCACUGAACCAGAGCAGAAACAAGCCAGUCUGUGUGAAGUGUGACCUUUGUGUGUUUGCAGAUUCGAGGAAGAAAUCAUCGCUUUGUAAGCAGCUUAAAAGCAACAAGGGACAGAAGCCCUACAGAUGUGAGAGCUGUGGGAAGAGAUUCAGCAGUAGCAAGGGUCUCAUCAUUCACUGCACAUCUCACACGGGAGAGAAACCUUACAAGUGUGAGGGGUGUGGGAAAGGCUUCGCCCGAAAUGCAGAUCUUCAUGUCCAUUCCCAUGCUCACACUGGAGAGAAGCCCUGUAUGCGUAAGGAAUAUGGGGAAGGCUGCCACCAGGAUUCCAACCUUCGAGUCCAUCAGAAUAGCCAUACUGAAGAGAAGCAAUUCAAAUGUGAAACUUGUGGGAAGGGGUACAGUCGGUCCUCGAGGCUUCGCGCCCACCAGAGAGUUCAUACUGGAGAGAAAUCAUACAAAUGUGAAGUGUGUGGGAAGGGCUUCCGCUAUAGUUCAAAUCUUAAACAACACCAAGUAACACACACUGGAAAGAAACUGUCUAAGAGUCGGGAGUGUGGGAAAGGCUUCAAUUGCGGGUCAGAUCACGCUUCUCAGAGAGUCCACUCAGAGAAGAAACUCUACAAGUGUGAAGAGUGUGAUAAGAGCUUUAGUCAGCUCAUUGAUUAUCAGGUACACCAGCAAGUUCACACUGGAGAAAAGCCACACCAGUGCGAGGUGUGUGGGAAGGGCUUCAGUCGCUUAUUUGGCCUUCAUUCCCACCAGAGAAUCCACACUGGGGAGAAGCCAUACAAGUGUGAUGUGUGUGGAAAGAGCUUUAGGUACAGUUCUCAGUUUAUCUACCAUCAGAGAUGCCACACUGGAGAGAAACCCUACAAAUGUCAGGAGUGUGGGAAAGGCUUUGGCAGGAGCACAGAACUUCGCCACCAUCAAAGGAUGCACACAGGAGAGAAACCUCACAAAUGUAAGGAGUGUGGAAAGGCCUUCAGUCUGCCCUCCAAUCUUCGAGUCCAUCAGAGCAUUCACAUGAAGGAGAAACUCUUCAAGUGUGAGGAGUGUGGGAAGGGCUUCAGCCAGCGCUCGCGUCUUCAAGCUCACCAGAGAGUUCACACUGGAGAGAAACCAUACAAGUGUGAUAUAUGUGGGAAAGGCUUCAGUCGCUCCUCUGGCCUCCAUUACCAUCACAGAAUCCACACUGGGGAGAAGCCAUACAAGUGUGAUGUGUGUGGAAAGGGCUUCAUAUACAGUUCUCAGUUUACCUACCAUCAGAGAUACCACGCUGAAGAGAAACCUUUCAGAUGUCAGGAGUGUGGGAAAUUCUUUGACACGAGCACGGACCUUCGCCACCAUCAGAGGGAUCAUAUGGGAAAGAAACCUCACAAAUGUGAGGAGUGUGGAAAGGCCUUCCGUUUCCCCUCAAAGCUUCGAGUCCAUAUGAUUAUUCACAUGAAGGAGAACCUCUUCAAGUGUGAGGAGUGUGGGGAGGGCUUCAGUCAGCUCUCAAGUCUUCAAACACACCAGAGAGUUCACACUGGAGAGAAGCCGCACAGAUGUGAAUGUGGGAAAGGCUUCAGUCGUGGUACCCGCCUUCAAAACCAUAAGAAAAUCCAUACCUAAAGAAAGCAGCAGAGCUGGUGUGGUUGAUGCCUGUGAACCAGUGUUCAGGAGGCCGAGGCUGGAAGAUGAUAGAUUUGUGGCCUGCCUUGGCUCCAGAGCAGGGUACUUCCUUAACUUUUGUGGAUAUGUCCAUCUACUCCAUUAAAACGAUAA